AAUCUUGAAUGAUGACAUACCUCUAAAAGACUACAGAAUUGAUGAGAACAACUUUCUGGUGGUCAUGGUUACAAAGCCCAAACCUCCAGCUACUCCACAGAUUUCUCCUCAGGCAGCCACAGCCCCAGCCUCUACCCCUGCUCCUGCCCCUGCACCUCCUGCUGUUUCUGGGCUGUCCCUCUCUGACAUUGCCCGACCUACCUCAUCCCCUGCCCCCAUGGAGAUCUCCACCCUGUCCCCUACAUCCACACCUGCACCUGCCUCAAACCACACACAAGCAGUGGAGUCCUUCACACCCCCUGCACCAGCCCCUGCUUCUAUUCCCCCUGCAGCCCUGGGGACCAGUGCAUCCCCAGCAGCAGCAGCAUCCUCCCUCUCAGAGGACAAGCCUGAGGGGGAGCACCCUGAACAGCCCUUUGCUACACCACCAGCCCUCUCCUCCUCCAGGUAUUGACUCAUGAUAAAAUAUUUUAUAUCUUAGGUCGUUUAAAGAUGUGGAUGGCAAACAUGUUUUUAGUUCAUAAAUGUGUCUGUUUUGAUCCCCCAAAAAUUCUCUCACAGCCUUGUUGAUGAUUUAAGUCUCCUGGAAGAAGCAGCAUCAAUACUGGGUAAUCAAGAG
This is a messenger RNA of Salvelinus namaycush (lake trout), 619 nucleotides long. Its product is annotated as vegetative cell wall protein gp1-like. The coding region runs from base 65 to 454 and encodes 129 amino acids. NCBI's taxonomy places the organism in Eukaryota, Metazoa, Chordata, Actinopteri, Salmoniformes, Salmonidae. The transcript is spliced from 2 exons. The record is from RefSeq and is a predicted model, not a curated record.